Molecule: messenger RNA, 1031 nt
Organism: Entelurus aequoreus (snake pipefish)
Lineage: Eukaryota; Metazoa; Chordata; Actinopteri; Syngnathiformes; Syngnathidae
Gene: rprml
Product: reprimo-like
Exons: 1
Coding region: 47-388 (113 amino acids)
Source: RefSeq, a predicted model, not a curated record
GCCAAGUUCGACGGCUUUUCUUCUCAAUCUUCCGUGUGGAUUCGCCAUGAACGCCUCAUCCAUCCUGGACGCGACGCAGGGCGCGCUUCUCAACGGGAGCCGGACCCUGGCGGGCACCCUGGCCACCUUCUCCGGCAACGGCAGCGAGCUGGCGGUGACGGCGGACGGCAGCGGCGGCUCGCUGGUGCUGCUGCAGGAGGAGCGCAAGCUGCUGGUGAUGCGAGUGGUGCAGAUCGCCGUGCUGUGCGUGCUGUCGCUCACGGUGGUCUUCGGGGUCUUCUUCCUGGGCUGCAACCUGAUGAUCAAAUCCGAGAGCAUGAUCAACUUCCUGGUGAAGGAGCGCCGCUCCUCCAAGGACGUGGAGACCGGCAUGAUCGGGCUCAGCUAGAGUGGAUCCGAGUUUGGGCGCUGGAGGAGGGGUUGGCGGCGUGGGGGUGGGGGGUCUGCAUUUGCAUGAAUUUAUGAGAGAUUUCUCCAAGUUACCCCCCCUAAUGAGGAUUUAGAUAUGCAACAAGAUCACGCUUCCUUCCUUCCUUCCAAGACUCUAAAGUUUGUGCGUAAAACUUGUGCGUAAAAGGAGCCAAUACGUUUACGCGUGACUCCGAGUGUUUGAGGGGGGGUGAAUUAAAAAAAAAAAAAAGAAGAAAAAAAAAAGCCAACUUGAACAAAAAUGUUUACAAGAUGUUACCUCACGUUUGUACUUUCUGUAAAAUGUAUUUUAAUGAACGUUCUUUAUGGAGUGACGCGCGGCUCCUGUUUGGCAUGCCGGCUGCUUUGGUGUGUUAACAAGUCAUUCCUGGAAUCUGUUUUGCACUUUGAGGUAAAAAAAAAAAAAAAAAAAAACAGUUCAUAAAUGCUGCAUGAAGUCUUUUUUGUACCAAAAGAGCAACGAUUAAAAAAACAACAACAAAGAGCACACUAAACUCUGUCUUAUGGAUUCAUUAUAAAUACUGAACUAAAAAUGUUUAUUUAUUUUGUAAAGGCAAUAUUCUGCACCUUAUUUGGUAAAUGCAACAUUCUUUCUGUAAAUA